CCGGGGGGCUGGUUGUCCUCUGUCCCACCACCUCCACUGGACCGAGCUGGCCCUCCUCACGGGGACAAGUAAAUAAAGUUAUGAUUAUCUGAAGAUGAUAAUGCUAACAGAUGCUAACAGAUGCUAACAUAGGAACCAUGUCCCUCGGUCCUCGGUUCCGACCCGGACAGGAAUGCAGACACACCGUUGCUAUAGGAAACAGCAGCAGCUUCAGAUGCUAACGAUGCUAACGAUGCUAACGGUCGCGCGUGUGUCACCGUUUGUGUUCUGACGUUUAACGGUUCGACGGUGACGUCUCCACCGCAUCAACUUAGUAAAGGCUUCGGCUAACAGGAGCUAGCAGGAGCUAACGGAGCUAGCAGUAGGAUUAGCUCGUGGAUUAGCCGUUAGCCUACAGCAGAGUGGACGCAAGCUACAGCCGCUAACAGCCGUUAGCUUCUCUCUGUGAAACCCAGAAUACAUUAACCUGGACAAAGCUAACUGGGCCUAUAAUAACCCGGACUAAACACCCUGAGUGUGGAAACACUGGCCCUGAUCACAGGCUCUGUGAAGGUGGACCUUUGAUCUGUCAAGGUCAAAGGUCAGUCACCUGAUGAACGGCAGCUGUCUGGAUCCAGUUGACCUCUGACCUGCUGCUGGAUCAUGACUCAGGGAGAUGUUGAUCUGAACUGGAACCAGCAGACGCCAUCAUGGCGGCCUUGGAUCCUGCAGCUGUAGGUGAACCUGGUCCUGAGUCCUCCGCUUCUCCUGCUUCUCCUGGUUCUCCUGGUUCUCCUGCUUCUCCUGGUUCUCCUGGUUCUCCUGGUUCUCCUGGGCGGCCCCUCCUGGCAGAGAAGGCCCUGUCGGACUCGUUCUCUCGGCUGAGGUACCGGGACACGUCCCUGAUGAUCUGGCAGCAGCAGCAGCAGGAGAUGGCGCCUCCCUCCACCUACCUGAGCCGCAGCCAGUCCACCAUGUACAGCAGCUAUGGGAACCAGGCUGUGCUGGUCCGGGACAAGAGGGUCCUGGAGGACGGCGAGGGACGGUCCAGGAUCUGCAGCCUCAUGUAGCAGAACACGGACUCAACUCAUCAUGUUGAUUUGACACUUUCUUUCUUCUGGAACACGUCUAAACUUUUAGUUGAAUAAGUUCCAGUUGAUACUCGUGAUAUUUGAGAUGUCGAACGUUUAAGAUGAAGUUUGAUCUGAUGUCCAAUAAUCAAUUAGAAUCAUCAGUCAGCUGACACAGGCUCCGCCCACACAACACAUGAAUAUUCGUAUACAGAUGAACACACAUGUGCUCACGUCUAUAAGAAUAUUCAUGUGACGUGUUAACUCUGACCUCAUCAGUAAGAUACACAUUUCACUGUGUGUAUUUGAAUGUACAGUAGGUGUGUGUGUAUGAAUGAGAGUGGACUGGGUCAGUUUAUACGUUUAUUUAUGAAAACAAAUGAACUCAGAAAAUAAGGAUCAUAUCAGUAAUUACAUCAAAUUAUUCACGUGUUGUUUUUCGUCCUCUCUCUCUCUGGGCGAUCUAAACGUCGGACAGGACCUAUACAGCUACUAUACAGUGCUCAAACAUACGGAAGAAGGAACGUACGGCCGGAGUGCAUGCAAAUACAUAAAAUCACUUUUUUCCUUUUUCUUAUUAAAAUACAAAAAUUAACUAUAACAACCGAAGCUCGACCAUCAACUAAAUAAACCAGAGGAGGUUACUGCGGCAACGAGCUGUCCGUCUGUCACUGCGUCUUUGAUCCGUCGUUAAGCUUCAUCGUGAUUCGUCUGUAAAAUGUCCAAAAUAAAACUUUGUUUCUUGAAACGAUGGGAAGGAAAACUAACGAUUAGUGUUGACGUUUAGUUUUGACUCGUCUGAAACGUAGUAAUCAUUUCCCCUAGCAAACUAUCGUCAUAACAGCCGAGCAGCGCCACACAGAGGAGCUGCGUAUGGAUCAUAAGCCUCCAUGUUAGCAGAUGGGACAUGGACCAAACUGAAGUUAAAUAAAUGUCUGAUUUCAGGUC
Molecule: messenger RNA, 1997 nt
Organism: Pleuronectes platessa (European plaice)
Lineage: Eukaryota; Metazoa; Chordata; Actinopteri; Pleuronectiformes; Pleuronectidae
Exons: 1
Coding region: 690-1049 (119 amino acids)
Source: RefSeq, a predicted model, not a curated record